GCACGUUCUCGCACUCCCUCGUCAUCGCCCAUUGUCCCGCUCUUGGAGGGGCCUACGAAAACUAUACAGCUGUCUCAGUUCAAGAUAACUUGCUGAUUUAGACGUCUACAACAACAAUACCACAAGCCGGACAUGCGCUGAGCCGCGGCAACCGGUUCCCAAUCCCAUCGGGAGACUGUUGUCAUCACGUUACUUUAAUCGACCAAACCGUGCGGACUGCCCCCCCAAAGAUGCAGCAAUCUCUGCGCCGGGACUCCAUGAUGCGACGCCUCCUUCUCCUUCGCCUCGUGCCGUCCCGGAAGCUGCAACGCACCUUUACGCAUAGUACCGCCCUUCGCACCCAUCUCCGCGGCCGGCCCCAGCUGCCCUUUCUGUCCGUCACGAGUUCCCGCAGUGGGCGUGUCCGCUACCUCACCACCGAGCGCAAGGCGCAACUCAAGUACGAGAUCAAGACGGGCAUCAAGUACACGGGGUACAUAUGGAUUGCCGGCUUCUCUCUGCUCGCCGCCUGGUUCGCCAUCGUCCAGGAGCGCCUCGAGCGCAGGUAUCCCACGCCCCACGAGUGGACCUUCCGGACGCGCAUGGACUUCCGUGGCGGCAACUGCGCGAGGUUCGAGCCUUCGCCGGGAAAAAUCACAGACUGGCAGCAGGUUGCCUGGUGGUUUGAGACCACGGUCAAGCGGCUUGAGGAUCCCAACAUUGACGGGCAGGGCGUAAAGGAUGCUCCGCACGAGUACCCCCCCGGGACCAAGGAUGUGACGGCAAAGUCGGAGGAGUGGAGGAGAGGAUACUACGAGGCCAUGAUGGGAUAUGCCAAGGCAGCUGAGCACAUGGACGGUUGGGUGCUCGAUAAGUCCAGGAAUAUUGUCUUUCCUCCGGGAACCAUGAUCGGGCCGUCAAAUCCCUUCCCCAAGCCACUCCCGCCGGGCUUCAAGGGCGCGCCGCGCGAGGAGGACUGCGAGCUGCGGUUCGAGUCCCCUGAUGCCAUCUACCUGCGCAUCCUGUCCACCCCCGGGUUCACAAAUCGUCAAAAGAUCGAGGCCGGCCUGGCUUACGGUUCCUGGCUGGAGUACAAAGGCAUCAACGGCCCGGCCAGCGUCAUCCUCGAGGAUGCCGUGAACCUCGCGGCCUCCGAGCGGCCAGGCCUGCCCGCCGAGCCCCUCGACAAGAAGACCUGGACCCUCAGCGAAGCCGCCGGUCUCCCUUCCGAGAACCUCCUCAACGCUCUCACAGCCUACGCCACCUUCCGCGCCCGCCAGGGUGCCCUCGACUCCGCCCUGCCCAUCCUCGUCUCCAUCCUCAAAGCCCGCCGCAGCCUCCCGCCGCCCACGGCCCACUCCUCGUCCUCCUCGAACUCCAUAACCGCUGCCCUGAACAGCAACAAUAACAACAACAACAACAACAACGGCAACGGCAACGGCAACAAGCCCGCCGGGGCCCGAUCAGCAGGCAUCUGGUCCACCCUCACGGCAUUCCUCGCGCCGCCCCCUUACCCCCCACCCCCGCCAGACGGCACCGCCCCGCCCACCCGCGACGCCCUCGACCUCUGCCAGGAAGCCGCCCUGAGCCUGCACAUCGGCGAGAUCUUGUACGCCUCCUCCCCCGGCAGCCGCGAGGAGGGCCUCGGCUGGACGCGCGAGGCCGUCGACGUCGCCGAGGAGCAGCUGCACCAGCUGCCGCAAAAGGCCACGCGGGACAGCCCCGCGCGCGCCGCCUGCCGCGAGUGCCUCGCCACCGGCCUGGGCAACUGGGCCGCCAUGGUGCGGAAGCUCGCCAGGGAGGAGGAGGAGGAGAAGGAGAAGAGGCAGAAGAAGGGUACCGGGGCCGGCGGCGGCUGGUUCGGCGGGUUGUGGGGCCAAGGUGUCGCCAGGGUGGAGGAGGUGGAUCGCUGGGCGGCCGAGGAGAAAGUCAUCGAGGAGAGGCAGAGGAGGGUCAGGGAGCUGUUGGAGGAUCUCAAGCCGCCGCCGCGGGGGAUUCUCUCCUUCUUCCAGGCCUGAUAUCAGAUGAUGUUGGCCGGGUGCGUCACUGCCUCCUAUCUCAAGUAUAGCGGAGAAAGGAGAAGCAAGGAUGACCGAGAUGCUCUUGCAUUCAAUGUAUGGAUAUGUGUGUUUGGGUCGGUGGUGCAACUUGUAUUG
Thermothelomyces thermophilus ATCC 42464 is the source of this 2135-nucleotide messenger RNA. RefSeq lists its product as uncharacterized. The record is from RefSeq and is a predicted model, not a curated record. The coding region runs from base 231 to 1997 and encodes 588 amino acids. The transcript has a single exon. NCBI's taxonomy places the organism in Eukaryota, Fungi, Ascomycota, Sordariomycetes, Sordariales, Chaetomiaceae.